AUGAGAGUAGCAUGUUAUGCUAAGGACUCCAAUCGUCUUGUAGAGGAGUUCAUGUUACUCGCGAAUAUGGCUGUAGCCAGGAAAAUAGAAAGGCACUACAGGAAGACAGCGCUUUUACGAUGUCAUCCUCCGCCGAAAACUAAAGUGCUACGAGAUGCGGUGCUCUCCUUGAUCCUGAUGAAAGCUAUGGAACUUGCUCGAUACUUCUGUACUGGUUCAGUUGACAGUCAAACGAAAUAUCAUCACUACGCUUUGAAUGUGCCUUUGUAA
Molecule: messenger RNA, 270 nt
Organism: Cooperia oncophora
Lineage: Eukaryota; Metazoa; Nematoda; Chromadorea; Rhabditida; Trichostrongylidae
Source: the annotation of a GenBank genome assembly